Molecule: messenger RNA, 1299 nt
Organism: Contarinia nasturtii (swede midge)
Lineage: Eukaryota; Metazoa; Arthropoda; Insecta; Diptera; Cecidomyiidae
Product: heart- and neural crest derivatives-expressed protein 2-like
Exons: 4
Coding region: 141-875 (244 amino acids)
Biological process (GO): developmental process; regulation of transcription by RNA polymerase II
Molecular function (GO): DNA-binding transcription factor activity, RNA polymerase II-specific; RNA polymerase II transcription regulatory region sequence-specific DNA binding; protein dimerization activity
Source: RefSeq, a predicted model, not a curated record
UCACCACGUUUUCCACAAACAUUGUUUAACAAACAAACCAAACCAAAUUCAACACUUAAGAUAGUUUAUAUAGAUUUCUUGUAAACAUUUACAAUACAAAUUUGUUGCAAUAAAAGAUUUUUUACAGCGACGAUUUUAUAAUGUCUAACGUGAACUAUAACUUUAUAGAUUCGGAUUUGAAAUCCAGUGUUUAUGAACCGAGUAAUUGCCGUUUUCCUCAAAUUUACAACUCACAUAUACACCCAAAUGAACUUGAAGAAGUGUAUUGGAAUUCGUCGCCAUGCAGUUCGGAUUCCAUCCAAAAUUAUGGUGAACAUUCGCCCAAUAUGUUUAAUGUACAAUUGGACAGAUCAAACCAGCAUCGAAUACUGUUUACCGCACCCUCCGCCACCGUUUUAUGUUCGGAGCAAACGAUUCAAUGUAAAAAUUACGAACGAAUUUAUUACAGCGAAACAUCAACAAAAGACAUAGAAGUUAAUCCGCCAUUUGUGCGUACUGGCAAACGCCGAACAACCGCCAAUAAAAAAGAACGCCGUCGAACACAGAGCAUCAAUUCGGCGUUUGCAUUCCUCAGAGAUUGUAUACCAAACGUACCAUCUGAUACAAAACUUUCAAAGAUAAAGACCUUAAGGCUGGCAACAUCAUAUAUAACUUAUUUGAAUGGAGUAUUGAAAGGUGAUCAAGAUCCAUCCAGUGAAUUUCGAGCCGAAAUUUUAUCAUCACGGAAAAUAAAUGCUGAACGCAAAGCCAAAGUUGAAGCACAGAAUAAUUCAGAUGCAAACUAUUUAAUCGAACCAAAGAGAAAUAAAGUUAGAACUGGCUGGCCACAAGAUUGCUGGGAAGCCGAAAUUACGGAACAUCUUAAAACGGAAUAAUAUUUAUACCAUCAGAAUCAAUGCAUUAAUUUAAGAAAUCAAAUUUGAACAUUUUUAACGAAUUGUACGACAGUUUUCAUUUUACAGAAUUGAACAAGAGAAUUUUUUUUUGGUUUGUUUUGCCCGAUGUCUUCAUGGGAAAAAUUCUCAUAAUGUAUUUUAAAUAAGAACGUCAAAAUGAAUUUUGAGAUGUUUACAGAAUUUACUACAAUUGAUUGUGUCUAUCGCAGUCUAUGUUAAGUGACAAAAAUGUAACAUUUUUGAAAACAUCUCGAUUAACAUUUUCAUUUAAAUAAAAGAAAAACGGAGAUUUUUUUACAUGCAUAUACAUGACGAAAUCGAACCCCGUUUAAUACUUUUUGAAGCGUACCAUUUAGAUUUUGUUUAGUUGGGACAUUUCUGACUUAAUUAAAUUCAUUAUUGA